Liolophura sinensis is the source of this 4925-nucleotide messenger RNA. RefSeq lists its product as uncharacterized. The record is from RefSeq and is a predicted model, not a curated record. The transcript is spliced from 4 exons. NCBI's taxonomy places the organism in Eukaryota, Metazoa, Mollusca, Polyplacophora, Chitonida, Chitonidae. The coding region runs from base 240 to 1925 and encodes 561 amino acids.
UGUUAAUCAUAGUAAUCAAUAGUGAUUUAGGUCUAAUUUACUGCGUCAAACUGGAAAACACUCAUUUGAACUUUCGCCAAGAAACGUUUAGUGGGUUACCAUAUGACGGUUCGUAACGUUUAAAAUUGACUACACAGCACCGAGAUGUCACUUGUUCCACGUUCGAGUAAAACAGAAAUCCUGUACCAUUUGCUUUUAAGGAUUUCAAGCGCGGCGAGUUAAAAUUGUGAGAGUGUGUUAUGGAUGUCCAUGAGGAUGAUAUCAGCAUCCUCCCAGACACUGAGGAGGAUCAGAUUACCAUUAGUGAGGAUGGAAGCGGCCUCUCACCAUUCAGACUGACCUCCGUAGACAUCCCAGCCUCUACCCACGCACUUCAGACGGCCUACAGAGACCUGAAAAAACGCUAUAAUGAAUCUGAGCAGCGAUACAGAGCUCUAAGAAGGCAUACGCGAGAAAACAGCACCCAGAGAAUGGCUUUUGACAAUAGUUUUCUGUCUGGGGAGAAUUGUCCCCCAUUUGGGGCAGGAAUGGGAGAGCAGGGGGCAGCAGCGAUGGCUGACCAAAGUGUAGAGGAUCAAGCCAAGCAGGGACUCAUCAACCACCUAACGCGUCAAAUUACUGUAGCGGAGACAAAGUACUCCAUACUGGAGGCAGAACUUAAACACACCAGACAAAAACUGGAUGAAUUUAGGUCAAAAUAUGGGGCUAGUUCUCAGGAAAGAGACAGACUUAAAUCUGAACUGUCCAGUAAGUCAGUAGAAUGUGAAGAAGGGAAAGUCCGGGCAGCUCGAGAAGUAGCCGAGUUAAAAGUGACGAUAAGGAAUUUAAAUCAAGAAGUGAACAGACUUAAAGAAGCGUUGAAUUCCAAAGAUGACAUGGUUCAGAGCUUACAACAACAGUUUGAGCGCUUAGUGCUCUCAAAAUCUUCUGAGCCAAGUGCAUUACCAAAUGAGUACCCAUCCAGUUAUCCUGGUCAGAAAGGUGUGGUCAGUGUGGCUGAGUUCCAGGCUGUGAAGGAGCGUAUGAAGCAGUGCCAGGAAAGUAUGGAGACGCUGAAGCGUGUGGUGGAUCAGCAAAAUGAGCUGAUCCGGCUGCUACAGGCAGACCAACUCUCUAAAGAUUCUAAAGACUGGGAUGUUGUAUAUACAACAGACUUCACUAAUCCUGUAGAAACAAAAGAUUUGAGUAGAUUGAAAAACGUCCAUCAAAAUAUGGCUUCACCCACUGAAACGUCUGAUUUGUCUGUAGACCAAGCUUUUUCUCCUACGAAUGUAAAGCAAGCAGAUUUCCCAGAAGUGUCGGGUCAUCUGAGUGAAGGUCUGGUAUCAAGAUCAUUGAGGGUUCAGGAUGUACCAGUGUAUCCAGGAAAGUUUGACCACAGCUGGGAAAACAGCAAACAGUUUCAUUUUGGUAGGGAACAAACAGAUACCGUAUAUUCAGCGAUCUCACCUAGCUCUUCUCAAAACCAGUUAGCUGACACAGCUCGUCAUCAGAAGAUUCCUGUCCAAGGCUCUGAUCUGGGAACUGACUUGUCUGAUGUUGUGAGAAGGCCGCAACCUUUGGAGAACAGCUUCACCUAUGCAGAGCCCCAUCCUCCCUCACGGGCCAACAGGAAUGACCGGUCCUGCCCAGUGUGCACGGUGAACUUCUCCCACCUCACCAUGGCAGAUUUCCAGAACCACGUCUUUGAAUGCUACGACAACACUGAAUCAGGAGAAAUGACAAGAGCACAAAAUGCAAUGGGUAAUACAGGUGUCCAGGCCACUGAAACAGGAGAAGACAACUCAGGCACACGGGUGUGCCCAGUGUGCCUGACAGACUUUCAUGCAGACAUACCACAGAGCGUGUAUGAAAGGCACGUUUAUGAACAUUUUGGUGAACCACCCAAUAUUGUGGACGAUUUUGCUAUACUAAACCCUGAGUAGUCACAUCGUCCACUCUGAAGAAGCUCUUGUAGUAUAGACUGAACCAUAUAUAAAUGUUUAUAUUUUAGCUGUGAAGCGAAAUAGGGUGUAGGUUUUAAUGUAAUAAUAGAAUUAAUGUGUUAAAAAAAAUAUGAGUUUGCUGCACCUGAAUGUUUAGGCACUGGGCAGGCUUUACAAAUACCUGUACAUGCACUUGGUAUCAAUCACUGUAUAAACUUUUGAUCUAGUACAAGUUAAGUCUGUUCUUCCAUUUCUUGUGUACCUCCAGCCCAUGUAUUGAUAUAGCACGAUAGUGGUGACUGACCUUAAAACUUAUAUGACUCACCCUAUUCUGUAUUCUGUUCAACAUGCUAUGUCAUGUGUGUACUGUGAUACAUGUCAUGAGUGGGUAUGUAUGGCAUUCUGUUCGUGUGAUACAUGCUAUUAGCAGUUGUGAAUUCUGGUCCUAAACAUAACACAUUCUGUAUGUUUUAUCACCAUUAUGUGAAUACUGUGUCACGUGUCAUCAAUGUACUGUGUCAUUUGCAAUUUCAUAUGUGUGCUGUUUAAUUGUUUAAUUUAUUAACAAAGAGCAGUCUGUGGAAUUAGGCUUAAGUGUGAGAAUCUUCAUUAGAAUUUAAAUAGUGAUGAUAUUUUUUACACAUAUUGUGGUGAGGAGAGGAAAAAUGUGUACAUAUUGAACAACCUUUUUGUAUCAACCACCAAAAUUACAUUAACACUACCUUGUCUAAUAAGGAAAUGAAGCUGGACCUCUGUUAACGUAAGUGCCUUUUUAAUGGUUGAAGCUUUGAGUGUCUGAAACUAUCUAGUUUUUCCCUGCCUGUGUGUCAUUAAUAACACCAGGGUGUAUCUUAAGGCUAAGAAUGUGAUCAUUUGGACAAAACAGCCACCACAAGAUGAAUUUUCCACAUGUUGGGUUUUUAACAUUUUUUAACCACUAAAAAAAUAACUAAGCCACAGAAAAAAGGACAAGGUAUCUUUUUUAGGAAUCUAAUGCAGAUUAAACUGAAUAUUUAAUAAACGUUAUACAGAAACUUGCAGGAAUAUGCCUCCUGCUUUCUGGAGUUGAAUUAUGUAUGGCAAGCCAUCUAGAACGUUGAAGAGGUUCAAAUUGAAGUGUGUGUGGCAUGUGAUCUUUCUCCCAAAGUUACCGUAGCCAUAAGUUUAGUCUUAAACUGGUCAUGUAAACAUUUAGCCUAAUUAGGGUUUACCUAGCAGCAACACUCAACUCAAGAACUAGCCACACAUUCAGGUUAACUAGCCACAAGUUUAAACUUUAAUAACACUAUAUGCAUUUAGGCUUUGCCUAGCCACAAAUUUAGACUUUAAUAACUAACCACACAUUUAGGCUUUGCCUAGCCACAAGUUUAGACAUCAAUAAUUAGCCACACAUUUAGGCUUUGCCUAGCCACAAGUUUGGACUUUAAUAACUAGCCACACAUUUAGGCUUUGCCUAGCCACAAGUUUAAACUUUAAUAACUAGCCACACAUUUAGGCUUUGCCUAGCCACAAGUUUAGACAUUAAUAACUAGCCACACAUUUAGGCUUUGCCUAGCCACAAGUUUAGACAUUAAUAACUAGCCACACAUUUAGGCUUCAGCUAUCCAUAGCUUUAGGCUAAACUAGGCACCCAUUUAGAUGUUAACUAGUCACACAUUUAGGCUUUAACUAGCCACACAUUUAGGCUUAUGAAAACAUCUAGAUGUUAUCUACCCACACAAUUAGGCUUUAAAUAUACAUGUAGGCACACCAUGUUUCUCUAACUUUCCUUCUGGUUAGGCUUAAGCUAGCCGCAUGUGUAAUCUUUAACCCUCCAGCACGCCCAUUAUUGACUAUUGUGUUUUCUGCAGGGGAGUAUCCCUUACCAUAUGUCCAAAUUAUUUAACAGAAGUAUUGAGGAUCUCUUUUUUUUCUCUUGUUUAAACUAAGCCUUCUGACUUUUUUCUUCCCCAAUUAAAUGAAAUAAAAUUAUAACAGUGUCCAACAGCAUUAUACAAAUCCAUGUUAUAUAUUCAAUAUUUUAAAUAUUUGUAAAAUACCCCUAAAACCAGGAUGUGUUCAGCCAUUCCCCAAAUUUUACCAGUGUGGGAAGCAUAAGUACUUUUCAUUGCCUUCAUUCCAUAGUAAUCAUUUAUUUAUUUAUUUGAUUGGUGUUUUACGCCAUACUCAAGAAUAUUUCACUGAUAUGACCGCGGCCAGCAUUGUUUCUCCUCCUUGCACCCUUCACUUUGCAGGGUAUAUUCCUUCAUACAUGUGAGUAGCAUGUUGUGUCGAGAGAAGUAUGAGUGGGGUGUUCAUGUUUUAUGUGCAGAAUGGUUUGUGUCUUACAUCUGUAUGCUUAAAAGAGGAUUUUAAUCAAACUGUAUUGGAUAGAUUAAAAAAAGGGGAAUUUAUGUAGGAUCAGGAACUUUUAAGUGUUUAAUUGUUUUCUCCUUUGUUGGUUAAAAAAUUGUAAAUUCUACUUCUACAUGUUGUUGUAGUAAAGUGGAUGGGAGCGGAGUGAAGCCUUUAAGUUAUUAUCCUGCACAGAUUUCUCUCAUCUGUACUAUUGAAUGAGAUAAAUAAGAAUAUCAUCAACAGUGACACAAUUUUCAUUUAUUAAUUGUAUGAUAAAUACUCUUGGCAAAUUUAUAUCUUGAACAUUGUAUUUUGUGCUCUUUUUGAUGUCCGUUGUUGCCAGAUUAUUUCACUUCAUCCUUAAGGGAUGUCAUGAGCGUGCAGAUACAUACAUGUCGUUGUCUGUAAGUCACGGCAGACACAAGAGGUGGUGGUUUUAUCAACUACAACCUAAAACAGGGAAUUUUCUAUGUUCCACGGUUCCCCAACAGUACUCUUGAACCUGUGGUGACAAGGAGUGAUCAACUGUCCCCGUAGGACUGUCUUGUUGAGGUUAAAUGUUUUAUUAUAUUGUUACAAGUAUGCUGGGUAUCACUUGCCUUCCAUGGAAAUGACACUCACAUUGGGUGAGCCCCUUGGAGGGUCAAAAAGCUGCUAACUGAG